GCUUCAGUCAACACAAACCAGGUGAAGGUCUCAUCUAGACUCAUCCUCUCACAACAUGAAAUUCUUGUCGGUGAUGUUGGUUAUGGUGGUGGCCCUGACUGCCUUGCUGGGGUCAGCCAGAGCCAUGCCUGACCCCUUCGCCCUAGCUGACCCUGACCCCAUUGCUGAUCCACAAUUUGGCUAUGGCGGCUUUCGUCGCGGCUUUGGUGGAGGCUUUGGUCGCGGCUUUGGUCGCGGCUUUGGCGGCUUCGGUGGCUUCGGGCGACGCAGAUUUUACGGUUAAUGCUGCAUUGUGACCUUCAAACAUUCGCAGUUGAAAGGCUCCUCCGGAAGACGGUCACCCACACAUAAACUACCGCCAAACUUACAACCCAAGAAGCUAAAACGUAAAAACACUGCGACUUCGAGACUCGUGACUUCACAUCUGACGAACUCAAGAUUCUACGCACCAGAGGAACUCUCAGUUACAAGAAUCACUAAGGCAGCGACUUCAUGAUAAAAUUCCAAUGCCUCCAACUUGGAGUAACUUCUGUCUUCAAGAGUUCCAGCAAUACCUCAUAGGGUCGUGUAUCAUAGCAUAAUCUCUGGCUAAACUCAUCCUGACAAAUUCUACACAACACUGAGUGUUGCUGAUCCAGCAACACCUGACACAUUUCACCAUUCCUCUUCGUUUCAUAUAUUUUUAUUUCACUUUUAGAGUAGGGUAAUAUUUAGUGAAGGGAUUCAGGGAAACCGGUUAUUUUUAUAUAGCCGGACUUGAGUCAUGGAAAUGGGAAGUACAAUGCCUGCACUCUAAAGGAGGGGUUUGGGAUAUUAG
This is a messenger RNA of Cherax quadricarinatus, 817 nucleotides long. Its product is annotated as neuropeptide-like protein 29. NCBI's taxonomy places the organism in Eukaryota, Metazoa, Arthropoda, Malacostraca, Decapoda, Parastacidae. The record is from RefSeq and is a predicted model, not a curated record.